ACCGAGGGUAGGAUUCUUAGUUGGAUUGGCUUGGGUAGGAUUCUAGCUGGAUUGGCUUGGGUAGGAUUAUUUGAAAAUGAACAGCAAGGAUAUCUCAAAGUUAUCGUACAAGGAAUUGCAAGCGUUAGCCCUCCAGUACCGCGUGCCCGGCAACAUAAAGAAGAAAUUACUGGUUAAAGUCAUACAAGCCGCGAAGGUCGGAAAUGGGAAUGAAGUUAGCAGGCUGUUACAAGAUUUUAAGCAGAAUCGUAAGAGGAAAGUGAGAAAAGUCAAAAUCAAGAAACUCGGGUUAACCUCCACGCCAUUGCAUAAUUCUGAUUCCGUUAUGACCGAUGAUUAUUACUGCUCACAACAACAACCACCUUGUCAAUGGGUUGGCGCGGAAGAAGAGAUAGCAAAUAAGGACGAUGACAGUAGAAUAACUCAGUAUGAAGAAUUCAAACAGUUUUUAUUAAAAAGAAUGCAAAGAGACAAUUUUCACUCGUACGAUGCGAACAACAAUGAUACUAAUAAUUCCACUAUAUUAUAUGUAAGAACACCGUCAGUUUCUUCCGAGCAGAAAGAUGCUUUAGAAACCUGUAGCCAUCCUAGGUGUCAUGUGAUUGCUGUUAACGAUACGGAGUCGUUUGUCUACCAGUCGAAUGAAAACGUAGAAUAUCAAACAUUGGGAGAUACAAAUAAUAACGUUCAGGGGCCUAUACUUCUGAAGAAAAUGUUGCAAGCACCGGUCGGUGCAAAUUUAGGGGAGAUAGCCAGUCCUGUAUUCGGGAAUUACAAGUUUUGGACCAUGGAACACGAUCAAGCGUCCAAUAACAUAUUAGAUGAUUCUGAUACUUUGUCUGCGGUAUCAGAUAACGGAGACAAUGAAGAAAAUUUGGAAAACAAUGCAGAAUACUAUGGUUUUUUAAACAGUGUAAAGGGAGAAUACUUCCUAAAUGAGCCGACUUUUGCGAAAAAUACUGCGCUCGAAAAGAUUGGUCAAUUUUCAAAUGUAUUAACAAAUGAAAAUGCUAAUCAAUGCAAAUACUACGCCACAAAUAAUGAUAUAAAUCAAGAGUAUGAAACAUGGACUGUCGCCAAUGUUAUGGCCACAACAGAUAACAAUGGUGCAACCUCAGAUUUUCAACCGAAGAUGUUUCAAAAUGUGUACUGUGAUAAUGUGGGGCCUGAUACAUUGCACAAUCCUGUAAGUGAUGAUCAUUUAUCUUGCCAAUAUAAAGUAGCAGAGGUCACAGAUUCUUACAAUGCAAAUCAAAAUAUAUUGACUCUUCAUCCAUCGGAAGAAAAUCAGUAUUAUGAAAGGAAUCUUAUUCCUAAUGUUUUACCUGACUGUCAGAGCACAUAUUACGUACCAGAUACAGAAACUAACGUAGAAUAUGUACCGGAAACGCAAUCGAACGUAAACGCAAAUCAAAAUCCAGUUGUACCUCAAACAUUUGCUAACUAUAAUCAGUAUAACUCUGAUCUAUCGUACGAAUAUUCCUACUCGCAGAGCAAUCUGAAGAAUAUUCCACUGUCUGGAAAUCCUGAGCAGUUCGACCAAAAUUGUAACGCAGUACAAAUUGAGCAUAACAAUCAGAGAAACAUGCCUAACGUAUCAGAGAAAGCACAAGUAAAUGGCGUAUUAGAUCCAUUUUGGCCUAAUAAACAUCCAAGAAGUCCCUAUUUGGAGAACAUGCUGAAUUUGAUUAGUAACAAACGGAUAGAUCUGUCGAAAGUUGAUCAGACGUCUUGCGUAUACUGUUACGUAGCUCCUAUCGUUACUCAUACAUCAGUAUCUUCAAAUUCGACUUGCUCCCAAAAGGAGAAGUUCGUUGCCGAAUAUAGACAACAUUCCUUCUCUCCAAAUUGGCUACUCUACAACGAUACGUCGUACGGUUUGCGAAUGGCGAAUUUACAAGCGAAGAUCCAAGAAGAAUCGCGAAUCAUAGACGCGCAGAUGUCGACUAAUAAUUCCGAUCUACGGGAGUCAGCCGAAGGAAGCACUUCAAUGUCCGAAGUGUGGACGCACAAUUACGAAGACAAGGAUGUGAACAUGGGUGAGGAUUUAAAUACUACAGUUACGGACUGUUUAUUCUCGGUAAUAAAUACUGAUCCGUUGGUCAGUCAUGCGACCAAUUUCUCUAAGAAUCAAGCUGAGUAAAAGCUGUUUCUACUACGACAAUGCGUAAAACGUAGUACGUAUUUUUAUUGUAAGCAAUAAAAGUAUAAAAAUGUCGAUAUGAUGUAAUUAAAAAAAGAGUAAUUACGCAUUAUUUAUAUAUUUAAGAUUAUAAGUUAAAAGCGAUUAGUAGAGGAUUAUCAAUGUUUAGUCUUAAAAGAAGACAUGAUUUGUUAUGUUCUAUCAUGAUCAUAUGCGUUCGUUUGGAACGUGAAAGGAUUUUGUUAAGUUUGUAUAGUUAUCGAACUACACAAUCAGCGAAAGAAACGCUAAAAGAUAACAACGACUCUUAUAUGAUCUCGAAACAUGCAAUAUUUUCUUUAUAAAACAGGAAUGAAGAAACGAAAGCGAACGUUGAAAUGAACCAAGAAGGGAAUCAAAUAUUUUUCUACUGUUAAUCUUCUUUAUCCUAGAUCCAGUAUACUAUAUCAUCAUUUAUAUAUUUUAUAAAGAAUAAAUAUCAAUCAUUACAAUAAAUGUAUAAUAUACAAUAUGUGUACAUUCUCCAAAGCAUAGUAAAUUGCUGUUAAAAGGCGAAGGGAGCUAUUUGUUAAACUACC
Messenger RNA from Ceratina calcarata, 2721 nucleotides. Its product is annotated as rho GTPase-activating protein gacZ. Lineage: Eukaryota; Metazoa; Arthropoda; Insecta; Hymenoptera; Apidae. The record is from RefSeq and is a predicted model, not a curated record. The transcript is spliced from 3 exons. Bases 77 to 2143 code for a protein of 688 amino acids.